UAAAUAAAAUGGAAAACUCGUCAAGAAUGCAGUUGCAAUAAAAUUCAAAAAUGCGUGGCGUGCUAAAAUGGUUGGAACGCAUCGAAUUUCCGAAUGCAAAGGAUGAGAACACUAGUGUACACUCCGUUUGCUAUGCACCUGAUGGCAGCCAGUUGGUAGUGGCGGCAGGUGAACGUUUGCUCAUCUAUAAUCCCCACGAUGGUUCGCUACUGAACACUUUAAAGGCGCACAAGGAUAUUGUGAACUCGGUGGUUUAUUCUCGGGAUGGAAAACGUUUUGCCAGUGGAGCCGCUGAUAAAAUCGUCAUUGUGUGGUCACCACAACUGGAGGGACUGCUCAAGUAUUCUCAUGGGGACUCCAUACAGUGCAUGUGCUUCAAUCCCGUCUCUCAUCACUUGGCAUCCUGUUCCACUUCGGAUUUUGCAUUUUGGUCCGCAGACCAGAAGGCUGUGCAAAAGUAUAAGAUUGGAUCGCGUGUGAAUGGCUGUGCAUGGACAAAUGAUGGUCAAUAUUUGAUACUUGGCCUGGCAAAUGGCUCCAUCUCCAUACGCAAUAAAUUGGGCGAAGAGAAGAGCCGCAUUGAUCGUCCAGGUGGACCAAGCAGCUCCGUGUUUAGUGUGCAAUGUUGUCCUGCAAAUGGCGCUGGAGCUGUGGACACCAUUGCCAUUGCCGACUGGAGUCAGACGCUGUCGUUUCACACUCUCAGCGGGCAAAUGAUUGGCAAAGAGCGUCCCCUCGGAUUCGAUCCUCUCUGCAUGCAGUACUUUCCCAAUGGAGAGUUCUGUGUAGUUGGCGGCUGCACGGGAAGCUUGCAGUUCUUCACUCGGGAUGGAGUACGUCUCGGUACACUGGGCGAUGGCUUUGAUUCUUGGAUUUGGUCGGUUGCUAUACAUCCAAAUGGGCAAUCCUAUACCAUUGGCUGCCAGGACGGCACUCUAGCCUGUUUCAACAUUGCGUCCAGCACUGUGCAUGCUCUGUAUCGGGAACGUUAUGCAUUUCGUGAGAAUAUGUGCGAUGUCAUCAUUCAGCACUUGAUGUCUGGUCAAAAGGUGCGCAUCAAGUGUCGUGAUCUGGUCCAGAAAAUAGCCAUCUAUAGGAAUCGUCUGGCCGUGCAGCUGCCGGAACGUGUUGUGCUCUAUGAACUAAGCUCGACGGAAAAUCAACCAAUGCACUACAAAGUCAAGGAGAAGAUUCAGCAAAAGUUCGAUUGCAGUUUGUUGGUUGUUUGUGGCAUGAACAUUGUGCUCUGUCAGGAGAAGCGACUGCAGUGUCUGGACUUUAACGGUGCCUUACAGCGUGAAUGGAUCAUGGACUCAUUUAUUCGCUACAUUAAAGUAACUGGCGGUCCGCCCGGUCGAGAGGGACUCAUGGUUGGCCUAAAGAACGGUCAGGUGUUUCGCAUAUUCCUCAACAAUUCCUUGCCGCUGCUCAUCACGACGGCGGUGUCAGCGGUACGUUGUUUGGACAUCAAUGCGAAUCGCAGCAAGAUUGCCGUCGUUGAUGAUGCAGGACGUCUGAUGGUGCGGGAUUUGCUAAAUGAUACCAUACUCUAUCAGGAUGCGGGCGUAAAUAGCGUCACCUGGAACACACAUCUCGAUACCAUGCUGUGUUAUACACACAGCAGCGGUGGGUUAAGCGUACGCGUUGGCAACUUACCGCCAAGAGCACCACAGAACAUGCAUGGUGUGGUUGUUGGUCUUUGUGGCGCCACUGCCUUCUGUUUACGUGGCAACAUUAUGCACAACACGCCGCUGGCUCUAGGUGCCACCAUGUGGCAGUUCAUUGAAGCGGGCUUGUUUGACGAGGCCUACCAGGUGGCUUGUCUUGGUGUCACCAUCAGCGACUGGGAGGGAUUAGCGCAGUCUGCCUUAGAAGCACUUCACAUCAAUAUAGCACGGGAUGCCUACGUCAAAGUGCGGAAUUUGCCUUGGUUGCAGGUCAUCAGCGAGCUGCGUGAGCAGCAGCAACGUGCCACAGUACCCAAGGAAGUGCUGCUGGGCGAGAGUUGCGCCUUUGCGGGCAAAUUCAAGGAAGCAGCACGAUUGUUUCUUAAAUGUGGACAGUCCACACGUGCGCUUGAAAUGUACACGGAUCUGCGUAUGUUUGAUCUAGCACAGGAAUAUCUUAAAGAUGGCAGCGAGCUGGAGAAACGUGAUCUGGUGCGCAAGCGUGCCGAAUGGGCGUACUCUGUGAAGGAACCACGUGCGGCGGCUGAGCUACUGCUUUCGGCCGGGGAACAUCAGAAAGCCAUUGACAUAGUCGCCGAGCAAGGCUGGGCGGACGUUCUUUAUGAUAUUGGAAGGCGUCUAAGCUUGAGCGAACGCGAUGCUUUGCAAUCGGUGGCUCAGAAUCUAAAAUCUUUAAAGGCUUUGCCUUUAGCUGCCGAAAUGUUUAAGAAGCUGGGCGAUGAGGCUCAGGUGGUGCAGCUGCAUGUCGAGGUGCAGGAUUGGUCAGAGGCCUUUCGUUUGGCCGAAGCCUUGCCAGAACUGCUGCCCACGGUGCAUUUUCAGCAUGCACAGUGGCUGGCAGAAACGGAUCAGUUUAUUGACGCGCAUCAGGCAUAUUUAAAAGCUGGUCGCACAAAGGAUGCAAAUCGUUUGCUGAAGCAGUUGAGCAACACGGCAAUUAUUGAGGAACGUUAUCUGGAUGCCAGCUAUUUUUACUGGCUGCUGGCUAAACAGUAUUUAGAUAUUUAUCAUGAGAAACCGGAACAAAAUGCCAUUGAUCAUCACCUAAACGAGUACAAAAACCAUUUGCGCAUUGCAAAGGUCUAUUAUGCCUACAGCGUUAUUUACAACUAUAUGAAGGAACCCUUUACCACACACUCUCCCGUAAGCCUCUUCAAUGUGAGCCGUUUCAUUUUCAAUGAAGUGGAGAACAAGGGAGCGCCAAAGGGCGUCAGCAUGUUCUCGGUACUUUUUACGCUGGCGAAACAGGCCAAAUUACUGCAGGCCAACAAAUUGUGUCUGCUGGUUAAUAAGCGACUGCAAUCCCUCAAACCUCCAGCUGGAGUUCAAGAACAAAUAGAUCUAAAUUUCCUUAAUAGCAAGGCUUGUAAGAGCGGUUUCAAUGAUCCUGAGGAGCUGCUGCCCUUGUGCUACAAGUGCUCUAACUACAGUCAGCAUUUGAAUAAUAAUAACUGUCCCACCUGCAGACAGGAUUACAUAUUUUCAUUUGUUUCUUUUGAAAUAUUGCCGUUAGUACAAUUCUAUCCAGAGGUGGACAUAUCCGAUGCAGAGGCGGAACGUUUGCUCUUGGCACCUGCUAAAAACGCCGAGGAUGCGGAUCCAUUUAAUGAAGAUGUUGCCAGUGCCUUGCCUUUAAGUUUGGAUCGCAAUGCUCUGCGCGCCAUAGAUCCUAAUCAUGUGUUGAUACUCAAGCGACCGGAUAAACAAAUACGCAACAUUUACUAUCGCAAUAUUUUGCCCGAUCUACAGGUUACCUACUGUUCCGAGUGUUUGCUGCUCUUUUAUGCGGAGGACUUUGAGCUGCAGGUUCUUCAGAAGGGUCAUUGCCCUUUCUGUCGCACCUCUUCGGACAAGUUGCUGGAAGACUUUUGAAUAUCACAUCAUGUUUAUCAUUAUACAUUUGUAUUUACAUAAAAAAGUCAUGAGCGCUUUUUAGAUGUUUUGCCAGUUCCGUCUA
Drosophila innubila is the source of this 3645-nucleotide messenger RNA. It is a transcript of the gene Oseg1, whose product is annotated as intraflagellar transport protein 122 homolog. Bases 51 to 3560 code for a protein of 1169 amino acids. The record is from RefSeq and is a predicted model, not a curated record. The transcript has 11 exons. Gene Ontology annotation, biological process: non-motile cilium assembly; intraciliary retrograde transport; protein localization to cilium. Lineage: Eukaryota; Metazoa; Arthropoda; Insecta; Diptera; Drosophilidae. Gene Ontology annotation, cellular component: intraciliary transport particle A; non-motile cilium. Gene Ontology annotation, molecular function: protein binding.